CAAGAAAGUUGAUAAUCUUUGUUAUCUAUAAAAAUUAUUUAAGCAAAGAUAUGAUUCCAUUUACCACUCCACUUUCUGUUCGUUUUCUACUGUCCUACAUAUAACUGCAUUAGGCGACUAAGGGCCAUGAGGAAAGUGAUGGGAAACCAUAUAGCAAAUCUCAUUGGGGAUACUAAAUAUAAUAAUUUUUUCUUUAUUCUAAAAUUCAGAAAAAAUCCUCCCAACUCCUAAGCCCCGAAUUUAUUUUUUACAGUAGCUACCUUUUUAUCAUAUUGUGACAAUAGAGUUCAACUAAUCAAGAUAUGGAAUCAUUACCCCACACUUUUACCCUACACUUAACUCUAUUAUAACAACUAAAAAAAAUUGAAAUCAAAAUUUCGAUGGAGCAUCACAAUUAUUUGAGUCUAUUUUAAAAGAAUUACAUGUCCUGUAAGAAAUAGUCCUACUGUAGAAAGAUAUGCACUCAUUGUUAAAUAGAACUAUAGAAGAUGAUUGGUCUAGAUGAUGUGAUACCUUUAAAUCUAUUUGAGAUAGAAGUAGAAAUCAGGUUAUUUUGCAUUUGAAUGAAUUUAGACUAUUUUACUUGACUUUAUCAAUUUCAUUCAAGGUUUAAAUUUAUUUGUAUGUCAGAUAAGCAGAAUUGAAACAAACAACCAAUUUGAACUGACCAAAAGAAAAAGCUAAAAUUCAACCUACCCAAUAAAAAAAUUGGGGCCAAAAGGGACUUAAAAGGAGAAAAUAAAAUAAAUGAAAGAAAAUAUUGCAACUGACAAAUCUUGGAACAAGCAAAAAACCCUGCCAGGCCAGGCCCGGCCCGGCCCAUGUUGUAAGGACCACUUAACUUUCCCCAGGUCGACAGCCUAUAACCCAAAUACAUUAACUCUAAGUUCAAUUGAUUAAUAAUCUACAACUGUAAGCUUAAUUUACAUGGUUUUAUUACAGCCCAUAUGAUCACCUUAUAAAAACAAACCUUUUUUUUUUGGUUCUCAGAGUCACAAGACAACCAGCCCUCACUCAUUGCCUAGUUGUCUCAUUAUAUCCAUAUUCUCAGAUUAAUCCCAAGAAAAAAAAAAUAUUAAUUUCACUAAUCUUACUUCUCCAUGUGCAAAUAGCAUCUGAGCUCUGCAUAUGAAAAUAGCCAAAAAGAAAGAAUCUUUUGUGAUGUACAGACAGCACAGAUAGAUUUCUUGUGUGUUGUGCAUUUGACCAAAACAAAUUGUCUCCCAUAUUUUCACUUCAGUUGUAAUAAAGAUUCAAUUACAAGGACUAAAUUAUAUUGAACCUAACAUGCAGAUCAUUGAGUGGCUCUCCAAGAUAACAACACAAGAACCUUCAAGGGUGGCUAAUUCUAAAGAUCAGAAGAAAGUUAAGUCUAAAGAUAUAGUAGCCUGCGACGAAUGUGGAUUUAAUCAAACGCUUCCGAAAAGAGUCGAACAAAGCGGAUUGAACUGCGAGGAUUUUCAUCUUUUCAACUUUACACGAAAAAAUAGUUACCUCUACCACACACUCAACCUAAAGUCGUUCAUAAGUUGCCGUAAAAGGCCUCAUUCUGCAAAUUCCAUGAAGAUGAAAGAAGAACUCGGCAUUGCCCAAAAGUCCGAUUCGAAUGUCGGAAAUAAAGUCUUGCCUAUAACAGACACGUCUCAUUCCUCAAACGACGAACAGUGUCCUAAUCCGGACAAGAAGGAAAAGUCAAAGGGGGACAAAAUGAAAACACUUUUCAGAAUGAAAGAGCUGCUUAAGUGGGCCGCGGCCGCCAAGGCCGAAAAAGGCGGGAAAUACAUCGGACGAAAGGUGUUGCUUUUCAAGAAUCGGGCGGCUUUGAAGGGAGUGCCGGAUAACGAUCAGCUUAACGAUGAGUCUCCAAAAAUCAGCUUCAGGUGGGAAGUCGAGAGCCGCUCGACUACUUCCUCUGUAUACUCGGCAAUUUCUCAAGUGGCUUCCUCAUUGAAACACGACCGAACUUUGGUCAAAGCUGAGUCAAUAAGUUCGACUCCUUUGCACGUUCGAGAUCUGUCUGUUGCCCGACCCGGGAACUGGAUCACCACGGAUUCUGACUUUGUCGUGCUGGAGUUGUGACGGUCGGGUACGAGAGUGGUCGGACCGGAGAAUGAUGACUUGAUGAGAUUGUAAUGUUUUUUGGGGGAGAAAUGAAAUUUAAUCUGUUGAAUUGUAUUAUUUAAUAAGUUGUGUGAUUUUGAAGUGCUAGAAAAAUGAUCAAGAUGGUAAUAAACUGCAGAUGUUUAGUUUUCUGGCUGGUAUAAUGUCUUAAAGUGGGUAAUGGACGACCUUAAUGUAAAAAAAGUUAGUGAAGAAACUCGACAAGUUAGCCAAGAAGGAAACUAAUGUGCUUGGAAAAUGAUCAAGAUGUUGAUAUACUGCAAAUGUUUUAAUUUCUAUGAUCCAUAUAGAUUUAUCACAUUAGUCCAUUUUUAACUCAUCGUUUACCAUUUAAUGAUUUUUUUUUAUUAUUAUUAU
Messenger RNA from Striga asiatica, 2478 nucleotides. Lineage: Eukaryota; Viridiplantae; Streptophyta; Magnoliopsida; Lamiales; Orobanchaceae. The record is from the annotation of a GenBank genome assembly.